This is a messenger RNA of Penaeus vannamei (Pacific white shrimp), 3091 nucleotides long. RefSeq names its product ER degradation-enhancing alpha-mannosidase-like protein 1. Gene Ontology annotation, molecular function: mannosyl-oligosaccharide 1,2-alpha-mannosidase activity; calcium ion binding. NCBI's taxonomy places the organism in Eukaryota, Metazoa, Arthropoda, Malacostraca, Decapoda, Penaeidae. Gene Ontology annotation, cellular component: endoplasmic reticulum; membrane. Gene Ontology annotation, biological process: mannose trimming involved in glycoprotein ERAD pathway; carbohydrate metabolic process; endoplasmic reticulum mannose trimming. The record is from RefSeq and is a predicted model, not a curated record.
ACUUUCCCUGUUGUUUGUUUACCAUGUCAGCUGGCGAGAGGAUAGCAUGCUGGCUAAGAUCCUGUUCCUUCUCGCCUCUGUAGCGCCUUUCCUCGUGCUCCUGCAGGGUUCCUGGGCCAGCGAGAAGGCCUUUAACAUCUUCCGGUAUCCUCCUAAUAACCUGGACAGGAAAUAUGGCCGGGUUUCCGAGCACGAGAGGAGAGAGUUGGCCAAUGCUACGAGGGCCAUGUUCUACUUCGGCUACGAGAACUACAUGAAGCACGCAUACCCUAAGGACGAGCUCAACCCCAUCUACUGCAGCGGGAGGGGGCCCGACUGGGAGAAUCCGUCCAACAUCAACAUAAAUGACAUCCUAGGGGAUUAUUCUCUGACGCUGAUUGACGCCUUAGACACACUCGCAAUUCUUGGAGAUGCCGUUGAAUUCCGAAGGGCUGUGCAGCUGGUUAUUGAGAAUGUCACCUUCGACAAGAAUUCAACGGUGCAGGUCUUUGAGGCUAAUAUUAGGCUUCUUGGAGCCUUACUGUCAGCCCACCUCCUCAUCCUUGACAAGAGCAAGCCCUUUGGAGACCUGGAGCCAGAAUGGUAUGAUGGGGAGCUCCUUGAGAUGGCAUCAGAUCUUGCCUCGAGACUGUUGCCAGCCUUCGACAAUUCCAAGACAGGCCUCCCUCACCCUAGGGUGAAUUUGCGUGAUGGUGUACCCAAGGGUAGUCGAACAGACACCUGCACAGCAGGAGCAGGAACUCUCCUAGUAGAAUUUGGAGUUCUUAGUCGCCUCAUUGGAGACCCAGUGUACGAGAUGUCAGCGCGGCGAGCUAACAAAGUAUUGUGGAACCUGCGGAAUGCAAAGACUGGGCUGUUCGGCAAUGUGGUGGAUGUGGACACGGGCAAGUGGAUGGGGGAGCUGAGUGGAGUGGGAGCUGGGUUGGACAGCUUCUACGAGUACCUCCUCAAGGCUUUCAUUCUCUUUGGGGAGGAAGAUGAUUAUUCAAUGUUCAAUGAGACUUACACACUUGUCAAGCAGUAUAUGAGGAGAGGUCGGCCGCACUGUAAUUCUGGGUUUGGCGAGCAUCCUCUGUAUGUGAACGUUGAUAUGAAGAAUGGAGGAACACAAACCACUUGGAUAGAUUCACUUCAGGCAGCCUUUGCUGGUGUGCAGGUUUUAGCCGGAGACAUGGAAGAGGCCAUUUGCACACAUGCCCUGUACUACACAAUAUGGAAGAAGUAUGGGGUUCUGCCUGAGAGGUUCAACUGGCAACGCAUUUCUCCGGAUGUGAUGUUUUACCCUUUGAGACCAGAGUUUGUGGAGUCAACUUAUCUGCUGUAUCAGGCCACACGCAACCCUUUCUACCUACAUGUGGGCAGAGAUAUCCUGACAUCGCUGAAUAACCUGACGCGGGCAGAGUGUGGCUAUGCUACCGUCCACUCAGUGCUUGACAUGACACUUGAGGAUCGCAUGGAGUCCUUCUUCCUUUCGGAGACUUGCAAAUACUUGUACCUUCUCUUCGACAUAGACAACCCAGUGAACUUGAAGUCUCACCAGUACAUGUUCACAACCGAGGGCCACAUCUUGCCCCUGGGACCUUGGCUGCGUAAGAAGAGAUGGGAUGUUGACCUCUUCCAAAAUGCCGAAACUGUGAUACAAGUCAAUGCUUCUCAUGCUUCUUGUGCAGCAAUAGAUAAAGAAAGAAUUUAUGGCCUACCAUUAAGAAGUCACUAUCUGGAGCAGAUCUCAGGAACACUUGGAGUUGAAUUAUGAUAAAGGAUCAUUUUAGCAUUGGAAGGCAGCCACAAAAGCCUAAAGAUAAUAUAAUAUGGUUAGUUUAAUGCUGGAAGUAAACAGAGGCUUUUGGGAAAAUGAAUGCAGUGGAAGUAAAACUGUAUAAUCUUAUCCAGGUCUUUUCUGACUGUAUGCCUGUAAUCAAAAUGUUUAAGGGUUUUAUGCCAACUCUGUCUCUUAAGCUUCUUAUACAUGCAUUAGGGUUUGUGUGUUACAUUGGCAGAUUUUUCAUGGUUGUACAGCAUGACACUUUUCGUUUUUGAAGUUGAUUUUCAUAUCUUUCUUUUUUUUCUUUUCAAGUUGGGGACCUUUUCUAAAACUUUCACACAUUCACAUCUUCAGUAAAACUUUUGAAAUUUUGCAACAUGUUUCCUCUUUGUCAUGAUUAUGUUAUUACCGUUGGUUGUGGUUCGUGAAGUGUUUAACUCUGUCAUAAUUUUCACACCAUACACAGGCAAUAUUUCGCCAAGUGCCUAAAGUAAGUAGGUCAGUAAACUUAAGUAACAUUUAUUUUCCUACCUGGACAAGAGGAAGUCGGAUAGAGUAUCAUGAAAAUACAUUAAUCGCUCAUCAUUCCAGUAUCUUUUAAGAAACCGUUGUAGCCUUUUUUAUAUGCCAAUAAUAAUAUAUCAUAUGCAAACCUUAGAUGUAAUGAGAGAUGUUUAAAACAUUUCAGAAAGGAGAUAGAAAUUUGGUGUGAGUUGUGUGAGUAAACUAUGAGAUUAAACUUGUGUGUUUUUUAUGGAUGUAAAGUAAAACUACAUAUUUUAUCCUGUGUUCUUUUUUGGUUUUGUAGUAAGGUCUUGAAUAUAAGAAAUAUAGUCUGAAAAUGGUAAGAAUGAAAUAUAUUGUAAGAAAUUAUGGUUAUCAGGCGUCCAAAGUUACUUUUUCAUUUUAUUUCAUUCUUCCUUUUAUUGGCACCGUUAUUACGUGUAUCAAAGUCCACUUCCCUGUGCCUGUUUACAUUUACAUUUACCUUUUCAUUUGCCAUUAUUUUUUCUUAUUACAAGUUCAUUCCAACAGAGUAAAGUCAACUGAUCCAGUCUGUUGACCUUUCAAAAGCAUGAAAGUGAUGCAACUGUCCGGGAAAUUCAUAUUAUUGCAUGCAGCCUUCUUGGUCAUAAUGUAAGCACCUAGAAACAGAUAUUUGUUUUAUAUCAUUCCAGGUAUUUUAAUAGCUAUCGAAUGAGAUGAGCUAAGAUUUUGUGUUUGCGAAGAUUUGUGAGUUCAAUUUUGAACAAAGGUAUAUAUGCAUAUGCCAACCUUUUAUUUCCAGUAAAUAGAUCAGUGAUGUGAAAGUGGUUAUAAAAGUUA